AUGGAGGACGAUCCAUCUCACACGGAAAACAACCGCAUCACACUGAGAGUUGGAGAACGGUUGUUUCAUACGACCAAGGGAACUCUUACAGGCGAAAGUGGCUAUUUUCAAGCUCGGCUCACUCGUUUGAACGACUCCGACGCCAACGGAAGCUACUUCAUUGACAGUGACCCAACCUUGUUCGAGGUGAUUCUUCGAUAUCUUCGAACCGGUACGCCGCCACUGUUCUUUGACUCCGCUACGAUGGCGCACGACCUUGAAAAGUACGCUGCUCUGUUAUCCGAAGCCCGGUACUUUCAGAUCCCUUCGUUAGUGGCUUGGAUCGUGGAACAGAGAUACCUCCAGGUUAUUCAAGUUGACACCAAAAUUCGAGUUUUCAAGGAAGAACCAGGCACAGACCUCUUGGCUAGCAGCUCUACCUCAACCAGCAAGGUGGAAUAUUUCCCAUCCACAGGGAUUGAGAGGCGGCCAUAUUUCAAAGUGCUUGCCAUUGCACAAACAGUUACGUUUGAUCCUAAAAAGCUCGAGUACUACGGUUAG
This is a messenger RNA of Clonostachys rhizophaga, 540 nucleotides long. NCBI's taxonomy places the organism in Eukaryota, Fungi, Ascomycota, Sordariomycetes, Hypocreales, Bionectriaceae. The record is from the annotation of a GenBank genome assembly.